CCGCCCCUCCCUCCGCUUUUGCUAGCAUUAGCACGUUAGCUCUCAACAGCUGUCGGUGGCAGUCAGCCAGUUUUUACCGGGUGCUGCUUUCUUAAGAUCCGUAGUCCGCCCCCUCCCCACCCGCCAUCCAAGGAAGUCGUGCACUGCUUGGUUGGUUCCUGCCGCUUCGCUUCUCCGGCUAAUGUGUGAUCCAGUUGUUGCCGUCGUCACUGUCCAGACAAGGAAGAACCUGUGGGAUAUGGCCAGACCAGAGCAAGUCCUGGUGCUGGAACCGCAACACGAACUCAAAUUCAGAGGUCCCUUCACAGAUGUCGUCACUGCCACUCUGAAGCUGACCAACCCCACAGAUAGAAAUGUGUGCUUUAAAGUCAAGACCACCGCCCCUCGUAGAUACUGCGUGCGCCCAAACAGCGGCAUCAUUGAAGCCACGGCCUCCAUCAACGUUUCUGUCAUGUUGCAGCCUUUCGACUACGACCCCAACGAGAAGAGCAAACACAAAUUUAUGGUGCUGUCCAUGCUGGCUCCCUAUGACAUGACUGACAUGGAGGGUGUUUGGAAGGACGCCAAGCCAGAAGAGCUGAUGGAUUCCAAAUUGAGAUGUGCCUUUGAGAUGCCUCUAGAAAACGACAAAGCUCAUGAGCCUGAAAGCUACAACACUGUGGAUUCCUCUACCUCUUCUAUUCAGACGGACCAUGCCGCACCGCCAAAGUCAGCCAGCGCCUCGCUGGAUGAUGGAGAGGUGAAGAAGAUCAUGGAGGAGUGCAAGCGCCUGCAGAUGGAAGUGCACAGGCUACGGGAAGAGAACAAACAGAUCAGGGAGAAUGACGGGCUGCGGAAGAGGAAGGUGACCGCUGCGGCCACAACCGACUCCUCCUCCAUCAUGUCGGCCUUGUCCACGAGGGAUGAAGGCCUGAGCACCCGCGUGCUGGCGCUGUGCGUGCUCUUCUUUGUCAUCGGCGUCAUCAUCGGAAAGCUCGUUCUGUAGAUGCUCGGGCGGGCGGACAGACGGCACGGUGACGGACGGACGGUGGCCUGGAAGGACAUGUCAGUGACAGCAACAUGAGGAUGUCUUCAACUUUUCUCUCUCUCUCUCUCUUUCUUCUUAUUUUAUAACCUUUAAGGCGCGCUUAAAAAAAAAAGGUUUUGAAUGUGUUAAAAGAAAAAAGAAAAAAAAAAGAACCUUGAAUUUCUUUUUUUUUUUUUUUUUGUGAAAUAAUCACCACUCCGAUCCAGCGGCUCCGUCCAUCCCCGUCGACCCCAAACGAGCUUGCACAGGUAAAAGUUAGUGGUGACGUGGCUCAAGGCUUCCAUUGAUCAAGCUUCCUUCUGCGCGGUGUCACUUAACAAAACACAUCAUCUUUUCCUCUUAUUCCAAUAAUUCACACAGAGAAUGAACACUAGUGAUGUGCAGAUUUAUAUUGCGGGCAUAUGUAUGUCAAAUGUAUGUAAAGUGUGUGUGUGUGUGUUGAGGGUGAGCAUAAAAGACCACGUCUGGUUUCAGAUGCUGUCCAGUCUAAGCAAUUCCAACGACAACGUCCUAUUGUCGUGUGACUCAAAAAAAGAUUUAUUCGGUUGUACCCACACUGCACUUUUGCAAGUGAUGCCCCCCUCCCCAUCCCCCCUCCUCCACUAAGAACAGUGAACUUCAUGCAAAACAAAUGUGGACCUUUUCAAUAAUAAAAAAAAACACACCUAUAUGCAACCAUA
Molecule: messenger RNA, 1707 nt
Organism: Doryrhamphus excisus (bluestripe pipefish)
Lineage: Eukaryota; Metazoa; Chordata; Actinopteri; Syngnathiformes; Syngnathidae
Product: vesicle-associated membrane protein-associated protein B-like
Biological process (GO): endoplasmic reticulum membrane organization
Cellular component (GO): endoplasmic reticulum membrane; plasma membrane
Molecular function (GO): FFAT motif binding
Source: RefSeq, a predicted model, not a curated record